UUCUUCAUCUCCAUUUUCCCUUUCAACUUCGAGUAUUCAGACCGCCAUAAUGCCGCUCAGCCACUUUGUCAUAUCUGUAAUUGGGUCCCUAAAUGUCGACCUCGUUACUCGGACAGCCCGGAUUCCCACUGCUGGCGAGACGCUCACCGCGGAAUCAUUCGACACUGGAUUUGGCGGAAAAGGCGCCAACCAGGCAGUAGCAUGUGCUAGAGUAUCUCGAACACAGUCGCAGGCCCGCAAUGGCGAGUCCACUGAUGUAGAAGUCCGCAUGGUCGGCGCAGUUGGUGAUGACCAAUUUGCGGACGAUUUCCUGAAAAGUCUGCAAGCGGGUGGAGUAGAAACGUCUAAAGUGCAGAAGUUGCCGAACCAGAAGACUGGAGUGGCCGUCAUUCUUGUUGAGAGCCAGACUGGAGAGAAUAGGAUUUUGUUGUCUCCUGGAGCCAACUACAAUGUACCGGUUGUAGACCUUCUCCAACGUGACACCACAGUUGCCCUGUUCCAGUUGGAAGUUCCUAUCGAAGUGGCUCUUCUCAACAUGAAAGCCGCGAGGGAACGAGAUAUCGUGGUUAUUUUGAAUCCAGCUCCCGCAAUCCCUCUCCCAGAAGACGCCUACAAAGGUCUUGACCACUUGAUCGUGAACGAGACCGAGGCCUCUAUUCUAUCCGGAAUCGAAAACCCAACAUCAUGGAACGAUGUCACCUCAGUAUUCAUCAAUAGAGGUGUUCAGAACGUAAUAAUUACCCUAGGUGCUGAGGGGGUAUACUACCAAACAGCUGCCCGCCAUGCCAAAUCCGAACCGGCUAAAGUCUUACCAGCUCGAAAGGUCAAGGUAGUAGACACCACUGCUGCUGGUGACACAUUCGUAGGGGCGUAUGCUGUCUCGGUUGCUCGUAGCAAUUCAAGGACUGUAGACGCGUCCUUUGAUAUUGACGCAGCCAUCGAAUAUGCAAACCGAGCCGCCUCGGAGACGGUACAAAAAGUGGGCGCUCAGUCUGCGAUACCGUGGGUGGAUGAGGUGCCUUCGAGCUGAGAAAGUUCUACCAAACUGUCCCUCCUCUUAUCGACGAUUGCGUAUACCAGCUAUGUCGAAGCUUGGCAAGAAACCCUUCACGAGGAAGCGAAGCCAGACAGGGGUUCAAGAGAAGUGAACUGGUAUAUCAACACACUAGAAUCUAGCCACAAUCGAAGCUAGCGAUACCUCAAACGGUAAACAUUCGCAAUGCCGUUCAAUUCCUUUCUAGAUUUCUCAAGUGACCUUUAGAGUCUAUCCCAUCCGCUAAUUCAAGCCUCACACAUCCU
Molecule: messenger RNA, 1299 nt
Organism: Mytilinidion resinicola
Lineage: Eukaryota; Fungi; Ascomycota; Dothideomycetes; Mytilinidiales; Mytilinidiaceae
Product: ribokinase-like protein
Exons: 4
Coding region: 50-1030 (326 amino acids)
Biological process (GO): D-ribose metabolic process
Molecular function (GO): ribokinase activity
Source: RefSeq, a predicted model, not a curated record